Messenger RNA from Cercopithifilaria johnstoni, 2019 nucleotides. The record is from the annotation of a GenBank genome assembly. NCBI's taxonomy places the organism in Eukaryota, Metazoa, Nematoda, Chromadorea, Rhabditida, Onchocercidae.
AUGGAAAUGCUUUACAAUGGCAACAAAGCGGUGGAAGUUGAACAGGGUAGUGAAGAAAAUACUGAAAGUCAAAUGGUUAUGGAUGAGGAACUCUCAACGAAAGAUCGAAAUUUCAAGGAAAGAUUUCUAGAUGGUAAUCCUGAAGAGGUAGUUGAUAUAGAACAUGAAGAUAACAAAUGUAAUGGGGUCAUGGAAGAUGCGCUAGAGAGGACGAUAAACGAAGUUGCAGAGACAAGUUUGCAAAGUGCUGCUGUUGAAGGGGAAGAUCUAACGAACGAAAAUUCGAAGAAGAAGAGCAAAUACGACUGGGAUGCACCGAUCGUUAAAGACAUUGUUCGACGAGUUAAAAAUCACCGAUUAUCUCAUGCUAAAGCAGCUGAACAAUUGUCUCUAUUAAUGGAUGCGAAAGUAACAUCUAUUGGAGUACGUUUGCAAGUUGUUAAAAUGGCAAACGAUGAAGCACUUGCGAAGCAGGAUCAGCGAAGUGGAUACUCAAAGAUAUUCAAAGAUGGUAAUUCUUCCCCAGGUAAAGUUGCAAACAAAACUGCAGAUGUGUCAGUGAGAGAGCGUGAAAGUAAAUCACCUGUUUCAUAUCGUACCAGAAGCAAAACAGGUAGCAAAACAGCAAACGAUUCACAAAGUAGUAAAUCGGAAAGUGCUGUGGAAGUUCACAUUGCACCACCAAAUAUGGGCGAACCUAGCAGUCAGUGCACUGGGAACAUCAGUAACGGAAUUAGUUUACCACUGACAACAAUGCAGAAUGAUACAACAAAUAACCAGCUUUAUUUGCCUAUCAUCAUUUCACAGCCAGCAUCCGCAGCAGCAGUGGCUACGAAAAUGGUACCACCAGUUAUUCGGCUUUUAGAUAACGAAGGGAAAUUGACACAUAUUGCAGUCGCUGAAAAUGGUAGCUACAAAUUAUAUCGUGUAAGUGAGGGAGGUACAAAUGGCGAGCAUAUGCAGAUGGUUAAUCAGGCUAUGUCGACUGGUACUGCUUCAUCAAUAAUUGAAUCUACAAACGGCAUGGUUACAGCGGGAAUCCAAGGAGCGACGAAGCUAGAAAAAAGCAUGACACCUAGUUGCAGUGCUAAUUAUUACAUCGAAAGUGUUCCAGCGCAACAAACUUUGGGAGCCUUGGUGGGUAUACCGAAAUUCGUCAAUCCGCAACGUUAUGGUGGAAGUAAUGUAUACACAAGGACAAUUGGACCUGUGGGCGCAACUAAUACAAAUUCAUGUGUAAACGCCAUGCGAUCUCGAACUGAAAUAAAAGAGGAAGUUAAAAGAUUGAUUCGUUGCUUGAAAUUUCAACAUAUUACGUGUGAAGAAGCUGUAAAACAAUUGUUCGAAUAUGCUGCACUGCAUUCACCAAACACUAUUUUACCUACUGCAAAAAUGAGCGAUGCUGACGAGAACAAGCAGAAAGCCGACAACAGUGCAGAUUACGAGACACCAUUGCAACGGGAAUGUAGCGCUGAAGAUGGAAAUGGACUGUACACAAGACUAGUUGAUGAGCAAGGAAAUAUGAACAUUGCAAUUGCAGAAGGCGAAGGUUAUCGUGUCUAUCGGUUGAACAAGACAACGCAAAAUCGCGAAUUAUAUAAAUGCGCUGAUUGUGAUUUACUACAUAAAAUCAAAAGAGAUCCAAUUGCGAUAGUUGAAAUUGUCGAUGGCAUAUUGGUGGGCGACAUCCAUCCUUCACACCAUCCAAGGUGUCCCUUGCAAACAUUAUCAGUAAAAGAUAGCGAACAGAAUUCGAUGAGCGACGAACGAGAGUCUUCGUUAUUCCCUGAAGCUACCACGGAUGUCGAGGAAGGUCGAAAAGGAGGCGAAGCGAGAAGAAAUAGUAAUGCAAAGCGUAUACCAAAACAAAAUGGUCGCAGAAAUCGACAAGCGACUAAGUCACCAGUUAGAAAAAGACCUAACGUUGUACCGGAACGAAGUUUGGGAAUGACAUUAAGAAAACGGAAAGCAAGGACCUUAACAAGCCCGGGGAUUUAUGACUCUGAAGUAAUGAGUUAA